ACUCGGUCAGGUGUCACUAAUUUGUCAAAUAAUCAAAAAUAAACAUGGCGAUUGUUGUUUUCCAAUUAUUACAAAUGUUUCUUCCCAGUUUUCAAGAAAGUAAUUAAAAAAAGCUGAAAUUUUCGUAUUCUUAUAUGAAGUAAGUCUUUUCCUUAAAAAAUGACGACCUCGGAACAAAUAGGUCUUAACAAAACAUGGGAAUUAUCCCUCUACGAGCUGCACAGAACGCCGCAAGAAGUGAUCACCGACAAUACCGAAAUUGCGGUAUCCCCUCGGAGCCUUCAUAGCGAACUUAUGUGCCCUAUUUGCCUGGAUAUGCUUAAAAAAACGAUGACCACUAAAGAAUGCUUGCACCGUUUUUGCUCAGAGUGUAUCAUCACUGCCCUAAGGAAUGGAAACAAGGAAUGUCCCACUUGCCGUAAGAAACUGGUGUCAAAAAGGUCUUUACGUGCCGACCCCAAUUUUGACCUACUCAUAUCAAAGAUCUACCCAAGUAGAGAUGAAUAUGAAGCACACCAGGAAAAAGUUUUGGCAAAAUUAAACAAGGUUUACUCCAGAGAAGCAUUUGUACAAUCCAUCACUGAAGGUAUCAAACUGCAGUCACAAAACCGUGGCCCCAGGGGGCGCAAACCCAAUGAAACAGUGACAAGUGAGCAACAAGGUGAUCCACCCAGUGCGGGCACCAGUGAAAAUCAACCUCCAAACAAUGCAAAUACCUCUAACAACUCAAUUACUGCAACCCCCAGUAGUCCUCCGGCUUCAGGGCGGAGCACACCAUGCGAUCCUCCUAGUCCAGUCUCUUCUAGUGUCAGCUCUGUGAAAAGGCGUCCAAAAAGUGUAAUGACUUCAGAGAGAAGCGAGGAGAGCGAUUCAACUGCUCAAACAGAACAAACAGACACUGAUGGUGAGGGACCUUCUGAGCCCCACACCUUAAAUGAAAUUGAACUCGUCUUUAAACCACAUCCAACAGAAAUGUCUGGGGACAAUCCUCUUGUGAAAGCCCUUAAGGAAAAUUCUAUAAGGUACAUGAAAACAACUGCCAAUGCCACUAUUGACCAUUUGCACAAGUACCUUGCAAUGAGGCUGACUUUGGAUUUGGAUUCUCAGUUGCCAGCAACUCACAGUUUGUUGAAUUUCUGUAUUUAUAUCUCUCCAAGUUCUGGACAAUAUGUGCAGCUGAACGGUAUCCAGACUUUGGGGCAAGUAAAUGAUAAAUAUUGGAAAGAGAAUAAACCAUUGGAGAUGUAUUAUUCAUGGAAGAAGACAUAGGGAAUCCGAAGGGGGUUCUAAAUCAAGCCCCCACAUUAAGAUUAAGUAACUUUAUAUGUGUAUGUCAGUAAGUUUUUUAAACUUAUCAUUGUUUAGGAAUAAUAAAUGUAUAUGACAGUAA
This is a messenger RNA of Anthonomus grandis grandis, 1390 nucleotides long. RefSeq names its product E3 ubiquitin-protein ligase RING1 (gene Sce). The record is from RefSeq and is a predicted model, not a curated record. Gene Ontology annotation, cellular component: ubiquitin ligase complex; PcG protein complex. Gene Ontology annotation, molecular function: ubiquitin protein ligase activity; chromatin binding. NCBI's taxonomy places the organism in Eukaryota, Metazoa, Arthropoda, Insecta, Coleoptera, Curculionidae. The coding region runs from base 160 to 1269 and encodes 369 amino acids. The transcript has a single exon.